UCUUGGCUGUGUGUCUGUUUAAUUUCGCUUAACAUUGUGGUCUCAAGGCACAUCCCUUCAACAGGCCUCAUUUGCCUCUUUCCUUGGAGUGGCACAGAAGUUGACAAGACAGAGAAUGGCCCAGGAUGCGGUAAGGACCAGGCACCGUUGGGAAGGACAGACUGUGAGCAUCAAGGAGCAGCCAACAGCAGCACAGCCACAAAGACUGUUCCUCUAAGGCCCUGGACGGAGGUCAGGUCGGCCUUGCGGGAUGCGCAGAGCCUGGUGUGCUCCGAGAUGGGCGACAUCCUCCUCGUGCGCCUGCUCAUGGGGGUGGCAGUGAUGCUGUACCACAGCAACUUUGUCCUGGCGCUGGAGGAGCGCUUUGGGUUACGACCUCGGGCCUCGGGCUACCUCAUCAGCUACAGCAGUGCCCUGGGUGCCCUGGCAGGCCUCACCCUAGGACCCAUCCUGCACCUUUAUGGUCACAACUUGCACGCAGCCCUGCUGCACUCCAGUGCACUCACCUGUGCACUGCUGCUGCUCCACGCCUUGGCUGGCACUAUGGCCCUGGUGGUCCUCACCUCCACAUUCCUGUCCUUCUCCACCAACAUCGGCAGGACCUGCAUCACUGACCUGCAGCUGACUAUGGGUGGUGCCCGAGCCAGCGGUGCUGUCAUCGGUGUGGGACAAUCAGUGACUGCUGUAGCCCGCAUCAUUGCCCCUCUCCUCUCAGGAGUGGUGCAGGAGGUCAGCCCCCGGGGGCCUCCCAGUCUGGGGGCUGCCUUAGCCUUGGUGGCUGUUCUUAUAAUGUCACUCAACAAAUCUCACUCCAGGGGCCCUGAGAGUAGGAAGGUAAAGAGUGAGUAGGACACACUUGGACAAUUGGUAGUGUUCAAUCAGGGUCAGUGGCCAUAAUGAGAAAGGAAGUAAUGGAAAGAGUCAAGUGUGUAAGUGAGUCAUUUGCAUGCGGGCAUGCUCUGCGGCCAUGCACUUAUGUUUAUGGGACAAUUGGAAGUCACAGGGACAAUUGGAAAGUUAGGAUUGGAGCAGAGCUUUGCCAAGAGGGACCAUGUGCAUUGUUUACCUGAAAUAUUCUCUUUGGACCAAAUGAUAAGUUAAAACUUCCAGGUUAAGAAAAAUUCCUAGCUAUAGGAGAGGGAAUGGUAGCGGAACCAUGGAUCGCUAUGUAUGGUAAGAGGGAAGAAGCUAUGAGCACGUCCCCACCAAGGAUUAGACCAGCACAUUAGGGACACGCUGGUCACCUGGAGCUCCUUGCUGUGACAAUCCAAAGAAGCUGCUGGAUUAAUCCAGGCGGCAAAGCCAGGUCUGGGAGUAUACACCUGUAAUCCAGCCCUCAGAGAUACUGAAGCAGGAAGAUUGCAAGUUUGAUCCCAGC
Molecule: messenger RNA, 1378 nt
Organism: Fukomys damarensis (Damara mole-rat)
Lineage: Eukaryota; Metazoa; Chordata; Mammalia; Rodentia; Bathyergidae
Product: major facilitator superfamily domain-containing protein 9-like
Exons: 1
Biological process (GO): transmembrane transport
Molecular function (GO): transmembrane transporter activity
Source: RefSeq, a predicted model, not a curated record